CAGUGACUCGUCUCCAGUGGGAUGCAGGCCAGGUUUCGCUUGGUGCGGUUGCCACGGGCUCUCCGCCCCAGCGGCGCAGUAACCUGCUGACCGGGCAAACGCGUCCCCGUGUGACUGACGGCUGCGGAGCCUCCGCCCAGAGGAAAAAAACCCGCCCCAGCACCGUCUCGGCUGCCCACGGCUUCCAACCCGCCGGAACGGGGGCCGCAGGAAUGACCGACAACAUACCCCUACAGCCCGUGAGGCGGCCGAAAAGACACGACAGCAAACACAGACACGGGUGCUGCCCGUGGUCGAGAUGCUGUGGCAUGGGGGACUUCCGUCCCCGCACCGUGUGGCUCGGCCACCCAGAAAAGAGGGAGCAGAGGUACCCCAGGAAUGUCAUUAACAACCAGAAGUACAACUUCUUCACCUUCCUUCCUGCGGUGCUCUUCAAUCAGUUCAAGUACUUCUUCAACCUGUACUUUUUGCUACUGGCCUGCUCUCAAUUUGUCAACGAGCUACGCUUAGGUGCCCUCUACACCUACUGGGUCCCUUUGGGUCUUGUUUUGAUUAUCACUAUCAUGAGAGAGGCAGUUGAAGAAAUAAGAUGCUACCUUCGGGACAAGGAAGUGAACUCUCAGAUUUACAGCAAGCUUUCAACAAGAGGCACGGUGAAGGUUAAAAGCAGUGGUAUUCAAGUUGGAGAUCUUAUAAUCGUGGAAAAGAACCAGCGUGUUCCUGCUGACAUGAUCUUUUUAAGGACCUCUGAAAGAAAUGGCUCCUGUUUCCUGCGGACAGACCAGCUGGACGGAGAGACGGACUGGAAACUACGCCUCCCAGUGGCCUGCACUCAGAGACUGCCAACUGCUGCUGACCUUCUCCAAAUCAGAUCAUACGUGUACGCAGAAGAGCCAAACAUUGAUAUCCAUAACUUUAUUGGAACUUUUACCAGGGAAGAUGGAGACCCCCCGGUCAACGAAAGUCUCAGCAUUGAGAACACCCUGUGGGCCAGCACCGUUGUCGCCUCUGGCACAGUGGUGGGGGUUGUGAUUUACACAGGCAAGGAGCUGCGCAGUGUCAUGAACACCUCCAACCCGAGGCACAAGGUGGGUUUGUUUGACUUGGAAGUGAACUGUUUGACAAAGAUCCUGUUUGGGGCCCUGGUGGUGGUGUCACUGGUCAUGGUGGCCCUGCAGCACUUCGCUGGCCGUUGGUACCUCCAGAUAUUUCGCUUCCUGCUGCUCUUCUCCCACAUCGUGCCCAUUAGUUUGCGUGUCAACCUGGAUAUGGGAAAGAUGGUUUUCAGUUGGAUGAUCAAGAAGGACUCCAAGAUCCCUGGGACGGUGGUGAGGGCAAGCACCAUACCUGAACAGCUCGGACGAAUCUCCUACCUGCUGACUGACAAAACAGGGACUCUUACCCAAAAUGAAAUGGUGUUCCGGCGGCUCCAUCUUGGAACUGUUGCAUAUGGGAUGGACUCAAUGGAUGAAGUGCAGAGCCAUGUGUUCAGCGCCUACACACAGCCCAACCAUGACCUUCCAGCCUCCAGGGCUCCGGCGGCCACUAAGGUCCGCAAGACCAUCAGUAGUAGAGUUCACGAGGCUGUGAAGGCCAUCGCCCUAGUGCACAACGUGACACCCGUGUACGAGUCCAACGGGGUGACAGACCAGGCCGAGGCCGAGCAGCAUUACGAAGACACGUGCAGAGUCUACCAGGCUUCCAGCCCAGAUGAGGUGUCGCUGGUGCAGUGGACUGAGAGCGUUGGGCUGACACUGGUGGGAAGAGACCAGUCCUCCAUGCAGCUGCGGACCCCUACUGGCCAAAUUCUGAACUUUACCAUCCUGCAGAUAUUCCCCUUUACCUAUGAGAGCAAGAGGAUGGGCAUCAUAGUACGAGAUGAAUCAACAGGAGAGAUCACUUUCUACAUGAAGGGUGCUGAUGUGGUGAUGGCAGGCAUUGUACAGUACAAUGACUGGCUGGAAGAGGAGUGCGGAAACAUGGCGAGGGAAGGACUGAGAGUCCUCGUGGUCUCCAAGAAGUCCCUGACAGAGGAGCAGUAUCAAGAUUUUGAGGCACGUUAUGUCCAGGCCAAGCUUAGCGUCCAUGACCGCUCUCUGAAGGUGGCCACGGUGAUUGAGAGUCUGGAGAUGGAGAUGGAGCUACUGUGUCUCACUGGAGUGGAAGACCAGCUCCAGACCGACGUCAGGCCCACCCUGGAGAUCCUCCGCAAUGCAGGCAUCAAGGUUUGGAUGCUGACGGGAGACAAGCUCGAAACAGCCACGUGCACUGCCAAGAAUGCCCAUCUGAUCACCCGCAACCAGGACAUCCAUAUCUUCAGACCCGUGACAACACGAGGGGAAGCCCACCUGGAGCUCAACGCUUUCAGAAGAAAACACGACUGCGCUCUGGUGAUAUCGGGGGACUCGCUUGAGGUUUGUCUGAAAUACUAUGAGUAUGAGUUUAUGGAGCUUGCAUGUCAGUGUCCUGCUGUGGUUUGCUGCCGAUGUACCCCCACUCAGAAGGCUCAGAUAGUGCGGCUUCUGCAAGAGCGCACAGGCAAACUCACCUGCGCUGUAGGGGAUGGAGGAAACGAUGUCAGCAUGAUCCAGGAAGCCGACUGUGGCGUGGGAGUGGAGGGAAAAGAAGGAAAGCAGGCCUCCUUGGCUGCCGACUUCUCAGUGACUCAGUUCAAACAUUUGGGCCGUCUCCUCAUGGUCCAUGGUCGGAACAGCUACAAAAGGUCGGCGGCCCUCAGCCAGUUUGUCAUCCACAGGAGCCUGUGCAUCAGCACCAUGCAGGCGGUUUUCUCCUCUGUUUUCUUCUUUGCUUCAGUGCCACUGUACCAAGGAUUUCUGAUUAUUGGCUACUCCACUAUCUACACCAUGUUCCCUGUCUUCUCCCUGGUGUUGGACAAGGAUGUUAAGUCAGAGGUUGCCAUGCUAUACCCAGAGUUAUACAAAGAUCUCUUGAAGGGUCGACCCCUAUCUUUCAAGACAUUUCUAGUAUGGGUCCUAAUAAGUAUCUAUCAAGGGAGCAUCAUCAUGUAUGGGGCGCUGCUGCUCUUCGAGUCAGAGUUCGUCCACAUCGUUGCCAUUUCCUUCACCUCUCUCAUCCUGACUGAGCUGCUGAUGGUGGCCCUGACCAUUCAGACGUGGCACUGGCUCAUGAUAGUUGGCGAGCUCCUGAGUUUGGCCUGUUAUGUCGCCUCACUCGUCUUCCUGCACGAGUUCAUAGAUGUAUACUUCAUCACCACAGUGUCGUUCCUGUGGAAGGUGACGGUCAUCACGCUAGUGAGCUGUCUGCCUCUCUACAUCCUCAAAUACCUGCGGAGACGCUUCUCCCCGCCCAGCUACUCCAAACUGACCUCUUAGAGAGCGACAGGAGCCUCCGGCCUCGCUUACGGGGGAACCGCAGAAAGUCGUCCCUGGGUUGUUUACGGAGAGGGGGAGCUUGUGUUAAAAAGCAGUGUUACUUGCUACAUGUGUCUGAUGCAAAGACUAACUGAGGGCUGCUUUUUUUUUUUAUUUCUCUGAGCACAGCUGCAGCAAGCUGUGAGUUGGGUUAGUUCGACAAGCUACGACUUACUAACUGUCAGCGCUCCUGUCAGCAUUGUACACAUAAAAAUGUCUUAUGUCAUAUAACAACGCGGCCAUAGCCUGUAUGUAAUAAAUUAAGAUACAAAAUAAGAUAAGGAAAUUACGCAGGUGUUAUGCAGGUGUAGUUUGUUUAAUAAUGUCAGAAUUCGCAAGAGGAGAAGCUACUGGAAAAGUUGGUUGUUUCUCGAUUUUGUAGAUGAGUCAUUUGGGCAGGAAGCUAAUUUGCUGUCAUUUCUAGUUCCGUCUUAAAUAGACCAGUUUUUAUUAUUAGACACCGAAAUUGACGCAGCAUUCUCACUCAGGACUUGAUUCACACUCUCCUUAAACAGUGAUUCCAAACGGACUUUGAAAGUUACACGGUAAGAAGAAAAAAAAAAAAAGUUUACUGGCUAGACUUUGCAUUAAACACACGUCUGCACGUUUGUGUAUUUGUUUAUGCGUCACCCCGAUGCUACAGCCCGACACGGCGGAGGUGGUGGUGUGGCUGUUUAUUUUAGCGUGACCUGUGGUGUCUGAUGUUAAAUCCGUCUCCGUCUCUUUGUAUGGACCGUGAGUUGUUAGUGUUUGUGGAGCGCGGUCAAAACAGCCACAGAGGAGUGCCGGUUAUUUGCAGCCAAACCUUCCGCCGGGGCUCCCGACGGGCUGCGCGUCCGCAGGGGAAUGUGCAGCCUCUCAUGUGGCCGCUCGGGCACGCCAGCGCCAGCCACGCUUCAGCAUUGCAUGAUGACUCACUGUAACAGUGACCUAAAGCCAUAACUGAAAAUACCGCUGUGACCGGUGUCCAGCUGCCCCCUUUCAUGUUGUCUAAUCUAGGGCCCCCUCACUUCUCACUGCUACUAAAGGGAACAAAUCACCACUAGGCAGUCGAAUAUGAUGUGAAUAUUGUCAAUAAAUACUACUAGUGCACAUUCAGAAAAAGAAACCCCCCCGGUAUGUUACUACUAUAUAUCCACUCCUCACAUUUCAUUUCACUAGUCGUGUGAUGAUGGAGAUACUGUAAAUAGUUAGCGACUACAUGACUGCAUUUUCACUUAUUUCAAAGUUAUUUUAGUUUUUAAAAAAAAAACCAUUUCUCAUGUGACUAGAUGAAUUUUACUGUGUCAAACAGAAUGUCCAGGGUGCCAUUAGUAAUCAUUUCUCUGUUUUGCUAAACUAAUCUUUUAAUCACUACUGAAUUCAGCAAGUCGUUUGCACAGAAUCUUGUUUUCUAUGACUGACUAUUAUAUUUUUAUGUUGUAAAAAAACAUUGCAAAACAUAAAUGAUGCUAAAAUACUUUGGUUGCUUGUAAAUAACCUGUUUUUUUAGUUUGUUUUUUUUUAUUUAUUAACCUGUUCUAUUUAAUGGUGUUGAUUGCACUCAAAUGAGCAGAACAAGAAGGGAGAAUUGUGUUGAUGUCAGUGUUGUGAUGAUGAUUAAUAAAUCUCAUGUUUUCUUUU
Xiphias gladius (swordfish) is the source of this 5015-nucleotide messenger RNA. Its product is annotated as probable phospholipid-transporting ATPase IIA. Gene Ontology annotation, biological process: phospholipid translocation; retrograde vesicle-mediated transport, Golgi to endoplasmic reticulum; endocytosis. Gene Ontology annotation, cellular component: trans-Golgi network; plasma membrane; endosome. The coding region runs from base 213 to 3353 and encodes 1046 amino acids. The transcript has 28 exons. The record is from RefSeq and is a predicted model, not a curated record. NCBI's taxonomy places the organism in Eukaryota, Metazoa, Chordata, Actinopteri, Istiophoriformes, Xiphiidae. Gene Ontology annotation, molecular function: ATP hydrolysis activity; magnesium ion binding; ATPase-coupled intramembrane lipid carrier activity.